This is a messenger RNA of Dictyostelium purpureum, 1935 nucleotides long. RefSeq lists its product as uncharacterized. Bases 1 to 1935 code for a protein of 644 amino acids. The transcript is spliced from 4 exons. Lineage: Eukaryota; Evosea; Eumycetozoa; Dictyosteliales; Dictyosteliaceae. The record is from RefSeq and is a predicted model, not a curated record. Gene Ontology annotation, molecular function: ATP hydrolysis activity; ABC-type transporter activity; ATP binding. Gene Ontology annotation, cellular component: membrane.
AUGGUACCAAUUCCAGCAUUUGGUUCUAGCGAAAUUGAAAUUAAUGAUUAUUUUGAUAACAAAAACAGAGUCAAUACUACACCCAUCACCAUUUGUUUAAAUAACCUGAAUGUGGAGCUAAAAGAUAAUUUUAAUAAACUAUUGUCAAGAUUAAAUGUAGCGGAAAGGAAACCAAACAAGAUGAUAUUGCGAAAUGUCAACACUAUAAUCAAACCAGGCCAAUUAACAGCAAUUUUAGGUGGUAGUGGUAGCGGUAAAACAACUUUACUAAAUACAAUUUCAGGUAGAUACUCCAAAAAAGAAAUGAAGGUUAAGGGAGACAUCCAAUUUAAUAAUUUUACACCAUCACCAGAUCUAAUUAGAAGAGCAGUAGGAUAUGUAAUGCAAAAGGAUUACCCAUUACCAAAUUUAACUGUAAGGGAAACUUUGAUGUUUUCAGCCUCCUUACGUCUACCUGACAACAUUAGUAAACAGGAAAUUGAGGAAAGGGUGGAGCGAAUCAUUUUAGAACUAAAUUUGAAAGACUGCGCAAAUACUAGAGUUGGUGGCGGUGGUGCAACAAGAACCGGUUGUUCUGGCGGUGAAAAAAGACGUUUGUCAGUAGGUUGUCAAUUAUUAACCGACCCAUCAUGCUUGUUUCUCGAUGAACCAACAACUGGUUUAGAUAGUUCAAUUGCAUUUGAAUUGAUCAAAACUUUAUCAAAAAUAGCUCAUAAACAAAAUCGAACUAUAAUUUGUACUAUACACCAACCUCAAGUUAAUAUUUUUAAAAUGUUUGAUCAGGUUAUCCUAUUAUCAAAGGGAAGAAUGGUAUAUAACGGCCCCAGUACUGAAAUGGUACAGUAUUUUACAUCCAUAGGUUAUCCAUGCCCACAAUUGCAAAACCCAGCAGAUCAUUAUUUGGAUAUAUGUUCAGUAGAUUACAGAAAUGAACAAUUAGAGGAGCAGUCGACCCAAAGAUUAGAAAAGCUAGUUAUCAACUACGAAGCGGCUGUUAUUGACAAAGAAUAUGUAAAUAAUCAAAACCUAAGUGAUCUUUUGAAUGAAUAUGCCCUAAAGUCACAACUCCGUUCAAAAAAAUCAUUUUAUAAGUGUGUACCUAUUUUAACUUUAAGAACUUACAAAAACCAUUUAAGAGAUGUUCCAGCAGCCAUUACUAGAGUUUCGCAAAUCGUUUCAUUUGGUAUCAUGAUGGCUCUAUGCUUCUUAAGAAUUGGCCACGAUCAACCUGGUAUUCAAAAUAUGACAGGUUUCCUAUAUCAAAGUUUAUCAUUAAUUUUUAUUGCCCUAUUAAGUUGUGUGGCCUUAUUUCCAACAGAAAGAAAUUUAUUUUAUAGAGAGAGAAACGAUGGGCUAUAUUCAACAUCAUCCUUUUUUAUUUCAUAUAUGUUUGUAGAAUUGCCUUUUAAUGUAAUUGGAACAUUAGGAUACUCGGCAGUGUGUUACUUUUCGAUGGGUUUAAAAAUGGAGGCGGAUAAAUACUUUAUGUUUUGUUUUGUAAUAUUUUUAUUAUUAUUCUCGGGGGAAUCAGUUGGGUUGUUUGUAUGCUCGCUAUUCUAUGAUGUAGGUCUAGCCACAACUUUUGCAAAUGUAUUUUUAUCAAUGUUCACAAUUUUAGCGGGUUUCUUUAGACCAACCGACCAAAUGCCCGCUGUUUUAAGAUAUUUCAACUAUAUACUACCCACCAAAUGGGCAGCAGAGGUCUAUAGUGUCAAUCAAUUAAAAGGUGAAGUGUAUACAUGUCCUGGUAAACAAUCGUUAGAUGGAGAAGGAAAGAUAUGCCCGGUAUCAAAUGGAGAACAAGUAUUGACACGACUAGGUUGGAUUGACGUAAAUAUCUAUCACUCUCUAGCUGUAUUAAUCGGUAUAUCAAUAUUUUACCGUUUAAUUGUAUUUAUAACCUUAAAAUAUAAUAGAAGAAAUACUGUACUAUAA